ACAGGACGCAGCAACCAAUAGACAGGCUCACUGCGUUUUGGGAGUUUCCCAAACAGGGAGAAAAAUAUCCCCACCAGCUACAGCUGCAGCCUCAGCAUAGCCCCCAGCAGCAGCAGCAGCAGCGGUGGUGGCAGCUCAGCCUCAGGGGAACAGCGACACAGUGGUGCCAGGUCUUCUCCCACCCCACCCCAGGCAGCGGUCACUCAUCACCUAUAGUUCCAUCAUCCCGCAGAGGAGAUCAGCCACAGGUCCAUUGCCCGGGAGAGUGACAGAAGUUUAUACUGAGGUCUGGACCAUACUUGCCGAUAUGAAGGCAACACAACCAGAGAGAACCACCCUGUUCAAGAAAGAGCAAAACGGUUCUGUGUACCGGAUCCCCUCUCUUAUCUACAUCAGAGCGGAGAACAUGUUUCUGGCCUUUGCUGAGAAGCGAAAGAAUGAGAGCGACGUCAGUGCUGAUUGUCUGGUCAUGAGACGAGGGGUCUACAAGACCGGAUAUGUCACAUGGGAAGGUGUCCAAAGCCUACAUGACUGUUGCAUGAAGAAACAUCGAAUGAUGAACCCUUGUCCCGUCUAUGAAGACACUACAAAAGUUUUGUUCUUAUUCUUCAACUGCAUACCCGAUGGAAUGACCGAGAAACAUAUGAAGAAGUGGGGCAACGCUUCCAAGAUGUGUUACGUCAUCAGCAGGGAUUGUGGUAAAACCUGGAGCAAUGUAUUUGACAUCACAAACGUGACCAGCUGUAUCAGUAAUCUGGCCACUGUCUUCUUGUCUCCUGGACAUGGAAUCCAGACACAGUCCGGGAAGCUCAUCAUUCCGGCCUACACUUAUGUUGCCAAGUUCUGGUGUAUACGUUGGUGGUUCCCUAAAGCCCACUCAUUCUACCUCUACAGUGAGGACCAGGGGAACACGUGGCGGAUGUCCGGGCUGGUUGAGAAGCUUGAAUGUGGUGAAUGUGAGCUGGCGGAAAUAGAGAGCGGGGAAAACCAAAAAAUGCUGUACUGCAAUGCACGAACUCCCUCUAAGAUGAGGGUGGAGGCGCUGAUGCUGAACGUCGGGGGCGAGUUUAAGAUUGCCGAAAAAAGCAAAAAAUUGAAAGAGGUAAAAAAUAACGGCUGUUCCGGCAGCGUCGUUAGUUUCCCAGGGCUCGAGCAAGCAGGUCAGGAGCGUUCUCACUGGCUUCUAUUCUCUCACCCACAUAAGAAAGAUUUAAGAGAUCUCGGGGUCUUCUUAAAUAAGUCUCCUCUGACGUCCGAGGCGUGGUCUAAGCCGUGGAUUAUUCACGAUGGCCCAGCGGCUUACUCUGAUCUUGCCGACUGCCAGGAUGCCAACACGUGUGCCGUCUUAUUUGAGAGCGGAGCUGACAGCCCCUACGAGGAGAUCAAUUUCUGCCUGUUUACGGUGGAAGAUGUCUUGGAAAACAUUAGCAAGAAAAAAAGCUUGUUUGGUCUAUUUAGAAAGUGAGUGACUUAGCAAGGUCUGUUCUGAACUGCGCUUCCAUUGUGAAUUCACUUUUCCUGUUUAAAAGACGGAAGCGACAUACUAUGGAUUGUCAUCACGUGGGCGAUUGCAGGAUAUUACCUAAUAACAGCCACCAAUACAGUAACAGGACAGAAGGAGUUCUUGGUGGCACCGAUAUUUGCUAUACCUAACUACAGUAGGCUGAAAUAGGGCUAUCCUGAAAAAAUGACCAGCAAGAAGUUCUGUAGGAGCGUACUCGGAGAACACAGGGCUACGUAGUCUUGUGCUUAUGCAUGUAUGACUGUAGGUCACAUUCCCUUCCUAUGGGGCCUAUUCAGUUAGGGACGAUGUGUCGCUGAACAUCCUGUGACGUAUUUGCCAUUAAGGUUUUCUCAACGUUGUCGGUCGCGAUGUGCCAUUUUGGGAUGACACAUCACAGCCGAUCCGCUAAAUGAAUUGCCCACUAUGGGGCAGUUUCUGAGUCAGAUGAAAGCGUGCCUGUGUCUUUUGCUGUAGUCACACCUGUGUCUUGAGAAAGUGCAUUGCCGUAUCUGUGCGUCUUUAGAUGCCACUAUUGAUCGAAACGUGCAACAGCCUACGUCUGAAUGUGGGUUCAGCUUCUUCAGACACAGGCGCUUUCAGCAACACACCCAUGUCUGCCACACCCUGCAACCUCACAGGAACGUCCACUAAAAUUCACAUACCGUGCGCCUGAUCAGGGCCGUCUUAACAACAUUGUUUGGCUGGGGCCCCUAUCCACCAAUUCAAGGGACCUCAUUUAAAAACAUAAUUAUAAUUAGGCCCUCCUGCGGCCCUGCUUAAUCUCUCCACAUUCAAUCUUACAGUGAAUGGCUGCCAGCACUCUGAUUGAUGAAUAGCUCCAGCCAUCCAUCAAUCAUCAUGCUGACCGCAAUUCACUCUCUGGCUGCAGGCUGGGAGGCAGGUAGAGGAUACUGCACUCUGAUUGGUGGACAACUGCAACCUUCCACCAAUCAGCAUGCUGACAGCCAUUCACUCUCUGGAUGCAGGCUGGGAGGCAGGUAGAGGAUACUGCACUCUGAUUGGUGGAUAGCUGCAACCUUCCACCAAUCACCAUGCUGACCACCAUUCACUGUCUGGCUGCAGGCUGGGAGGCAGGUAGAGGAUACUGUACUCUGAUUGGUGGACAACUGCAACCUUCCACCAAUCAGCAUGCUGACAGCCAUUCACUCUCUGGAUGCAGGCUGGGAGGCAGGUAGAGGAUACUGCACUCUGGUUGGUGGAUAGCUGCAACCUUCCACCAAUCACCAUGCUGACCACCAUUCACUGUCUGGCUGCAGGCUGGGAGGCAGGUGGAGAAUGCUUCAUUGAUUAGGCUCUACCCUAAAAUGGAUUAUAUUGCAAAAAUAAAUGACAGGAGACAGUCUAUAUAUACAAGUCUGUACUUCACUCAAAACGUUGUGGCACAAAAUCAAAUAUAAUUACAAGAAUAAAAUAUGCACGCACAAAAUCAUAUGAUCUCUAUAGUAGUCAGCUAUGGUGAAUAAAUAAAAUGAGCAGGAUAUAUGCAGUGCAGCUGCAGCCGGCAAAAUGUAAAGUCAGUAGUCUAUGAGUUCUCAAUAGGAGGGUAAUGCUAGCGUCACAGAACCCAGUGUUUACACGCUUACCCACUGCAAAGCGGGCAGUCCUUGUCGUCCUGUGUUGCAGUCUCACUCAGCUGGGUUACAGGAAGUGCUAGAUUUAGAAACAGCGGUGUCUCAGAAUAUCAGGCCGGGUAUUACCGCUAGCGGCUGCAAGUUCUGCUCGUGAUUCUGUACUGCGUCCCUGAGCGCUGACUAUCGGGACACAUGCGCUGUGCUACUCAGACGCACGUGCAGCCUUAAAACAAUAACCGUUUGCGUGCGGCAUCAGAAUCAGCCCCUGAGUUUCUUAUGGUUUAUUAUCUUGGUCUCCUCCCAGACAAAUGUAAGGGCCUUUAUAGGGGUCUAUUCACGAAGCAGUGAGAAGAGUGGAGAAGUGAGCCAGAGGAGAAGUUGCCCAUGGCAACCAAUCAGUGUUGAGGUGACAUUUAUAAUGUGCAUUCUACAAAAUUAUACGGAGCAGCUGAUUGGUUGUCAUGGGCAACUUCUCCACAGGCUCACUUCUCCACACUUUUCACUACUUCAUAAAUAGACCCUUAAGUCAUGGUAACAUGAAAUACCGGAUUACACAAUGGUCUGGCGCCCCUUUAUAUUGGAGGAGCUCUCUAUAUAUCAGUAGAUAACAGCAGGGAACACGUCAGCAUUCACUAACCAUCUAACCAGCCCACCUGUGCAAAGAGGGGAGAACAUGGUGGGUACUAUCUAUCCGGGACCAGGAUUGUCUGGGGGUCCCCUUGUUGGUGCAUGCUUAGCCUUAGUGGUAACGAGCAGGAAUGGUCACGUCACGGCCAUAUCUGUGGAGUUCUGAAGAUAAACAAAUUGCAGGAAUAUAUUUUAUUCUAGAUGUUCUCCAAUUAGUGAUACCCGACGCCUGUGCCCAACCUAGAGACACACGCAGUCCCCUACGCGUGCGACAGACGGGGCUCUGACAUUACACCAAAUAUCUGGCAGUUUUAUGUAUAACCACAACCGCGAGAUGCUAAAUAACUGGGCCACACGUUGUUAGGGUUAAAAUAGAUCCUUUGCAUAAAUGGGUAUUAUGGGGGUCUAUUCAUGAAGCAGUGAAAAGAGUGGAGAAGUGAACCUGUGGAGAAGUCGCCCAUGGCAACCAAUCAGCUGCUCCGUACAAUUGUAUGGUAUGCAAAUUAUAAAUGUUACUACAAUGCUGAUUGGUUGCCACGGGCAACUUCUCCACUGGCUCACUUCUCCACACUUUUCACUGUUUCUUGAAUAGACCCUAACGUUUCUAAGGGGUAUAUUUACUAAAGUGCGGGUUUACAGAAGUGGAGAUGUUGCUCAUAGCAACCAAUCACGUUCUACUUAUCGUUUAUCUAGCACCUUUUAAAAGAUAGCUAGAACUGAUUGGUUGCUAUGGGAAAUAUCCCCACUUCUGUAAACCCGCACUUUAGUAAAUAAACCCUCAAGUGUAACUGAAGUCCUACAGCGCAAAUGGCGGUUUCCCAAUGUCCUUAGCCCAUUUUUUCCCAUUAACGCGCCCAUUUACAGUAAAGCGCAAAAUACUAGUUUUACGUCUACACGGAAAUACUGGAUUAUCAUUCAGAGUAUGAGCACUUAGGAGAUACAAGGGUUACGGUCCUGCACCUGGUCGCCGAGACGCUUUCCUGCACUAAAUUACCUCAUUUUUUAUGAGCCCUCCGCGAUUUCCACUUCUGUAAGUUAUGAGUAAAAGCCCUUUAAUAUAUAUAUCAGUAACUGCGCAGCAAUGAGUAUUAAAGAUCAUUUACGGUCUAGGGAGAACGCCGCGGCCAUUGAGAAAUAUAAGGAAGUCUGAUGUUGUCCUGACCCGUUUCUUACACAGGGAGGUAUAAUAUGUAAGGAUGAGGUAUAUAUGUAGGAAUUAAUGACGCUGCUGCUGUAGCUUGCAGCACCGGGGAUUGAACUCUUGUUUGUUUACAUCUGACUUCCAUGAUCCUGGAAAACACUGCGGCCACCACCGUUGCGGUUGGGUUCCUUUGUAGCACAAACAGAGAUUCUUAAAUCUCCGGCCUUCUCCCGGUCAGUUUAUAUUGCGAUGAGCUCAUGAUGUUCCGGCCAGGCAGAUGGGAUGAUGGAACGUGUAGGGGUCAUGUGCGUCGUGUAGGGGUUAUGUGCGUCGUCAGACCCCUGAAAUAUCCAUUAACCUCUCGCUGUGGUGCAAAUGAAACAGCAACAAUUGUGAAUUUAAGGCACAUUUUGUGCAUUGUGUAUUUUUGUACUCACCGCAUUUAUCUGCGUCACUAACACAAUGUAUUUUUGGAAAGGAAGACAUCUAUUUCUGCACCGGUCAAUAGAAUGUUUUACUGAUUCUACGGCCAAGAAAUAAACAUUUGCGUUUGAUAAAUUCUUA
Pseudophryne corroboree (corroboree frog) is the source of this 5428-nucleotide messenger RNA. Its product is annotated as sialidase-4-like. NCBI's taxonomy places the organism in Eukaryota, Metazoa, Chordata, Amphibia, Anura, Myobatrachidae. Gene Ontology annotation, biological process: ganglioside catabolic process; oligosaccharide catabolic process. Gene Ontology annotation, cellular component: intracellular membrane-bounded organelle; membrane; cytoplasm. The coding region runs from base 308 to 1465 and encodes 385 amino acids. Gene Ontology annotation, molecular function: exo-alpha-sialidase activity. The record is from RefSeq and is a predicted model, not a curated record. The transcript has 3 exons.